Molecule: messenger RNA, 2871 nt
Organism: Mangifera indica (mango)
Lineage: Eukaryota; Viridiplantae; Streptophyta; Magnoliopsida; Sapindales; Anacardiaceae
Product: protein ACTIVITY OF BC1 COMPLEX KINASE 8, chloroplastic
Exons: 21
Coding region: 171-2489 (772 amino acids)
Biological process (GO): regulation of response to reactive oxygen species
Source: RefSeq, a predicted model, not a curated record
UCUAUUUUGCUCACUCAAUUGUCUUCUUCUACCUCUCCUUCUUCCUCCUCACUCUCACACCACAAACUCACAAACCCACUUUGCAUUCUCUGUGAAAAUCACCAUCAAUGAAAGAUAGGGCUAGGGUUUCAUAAAUUUCACAUCUUUAAGCAAAAAAAAAAAAAUUAAUAAUGGCUUCUUGUUCUGCUUCUUUGGCUUUGCCAGAACUUAGCUUUUCACUAUCAAAACCCUCUUCAAUUCGCCGUAUUUAUGUCUCAAAACUCUCUCUGUGUAGACCUUCUUGGGGUGGAAGUUGUAUAAGGUAUCAAAGAUUGAACCUCGGUGGUUAUAGAGCUAGAAUUCAAGCUGUCAAAGAGGAGAAUAUUGUGGUUGAGGAGAAGAGAGAGGAUGAACUAGUCGAGGACUUGAAGGGCUUGGAAUUCAAUGGAAAUGGAAAUGGGGCUGCUACCAGAAGAUAUGAUUUAAAUAGUAGUUUAAAUGGGUACUCAAAUGGGAGUCUAGUGAAGUAUGUGAAUGGGAAUGGACUGGCAGUGGAUGCGGAAGUGGUGGGAGAAUUUGAAGAGGGAGAGUUGGUGGAUGAGUUGAAGGAGAAGAUGAAGGAGGAUGAGAGGAAGAAGAAGGUGGAGGAGAUUGGGAAAGAAGAGGCUUGGUUUAAGAAAAGUGGGCUAGAGAAACAGAUUGAGGUUUCUGUUGCACCUGGCGGUCGUUGGAGUAGAUUCAAAACCUACUCAACAAUACAAAGGACCAUGGAAAUAUGGGGAUUUGUUCUGACAUUUAUCUUUAAAGCAUGGUUAAACAAUCUGAAAUUUACCUAUCGGGGAGGAAUGACUGAGGAGAAGAAAACCCUUAGGAGGAAGAGCCUCGCCAAGUGGUUAAAGGAAAGUAUUUUGAGAUUGGGUCCUACAUUUAUCAAAAUUGGCCAGCAGUUUUCAACAAGGGUGGACAUCCUUGCUCAAGAAUAUGUCGAUCAGUUGUCUGAACUUCAGGAUCAAGUUCCUCCUUUCCCUUCAGAGACUGCUGUAUCUAUAGUUGAAGAAGAGCUUGGAGCUCCCGUGGAUGAUAUAUUUGAUCGUUUUGAUUUUGAACCAAUAGCUGCUGCUAGUCUUGGUCAAGUGCACCGGGCAAGAUUGAAGGGACAGGAAGUUGUUGUUAAAGUGCAAAGGCCUGGUCUCAAGGAUCUCUUUGAUAUUGAUCUUAAAAACCUGAGGGUAAUAGCUGAAUAUCUUCAAAAGGUUGACCCAAAGUCAGAUGGUGCAAAGAGGGAUUGGGUUGCUAUUUAUGAUGAAUGUGCAAGUGUGUUAUAUCAGGAGAUUGAUUACACCAAGGAAGCUGAGAAUGCAGAACAUUUCGCUACUAAUUUCAAAGACACGGAUUACAUAAAAGUCCCAACCAUAAUGUGGGAGUGCACCACCGCGCAGGUUCUGACAAUGGAGUAUGUCCCGGGGAUCAAAAUAAACAAGAUACAAGCUUUAGAUCAAUUAGGUGUUGAUCGGAAAAGGUUGGGUAGAUAUGCUGUUGAAUCUUACUUGGAACAAAUCUUAUCUCAUGGUUUUUUCCAUGCUGACCCUCAUCCUGGAAACAUAGCAGUAGAUGAUGUGAAUGGUGGAAGAUUGAUCUUUUAUGACUUUGGCAUGAUGGGAAGUAUUAGUCCAAACAUUAGAGGAGGUCUUUUGGAAACCUUCUAUGGAGUUUAUGAGAAGGAUGCAGAUAAGGUCCUUCAAGCAAUGAUUCAAAUGGGUGUUCUUGUGCCUACUGGAGAUGUGACAGCUGUAAGAAGAACAGCUCAGUUCUUCCUAAACAGCUUUGAAGAACGCCUUGCUGCGCAAAGGAGAGAGAGAGAAAUGGCAACAGCAGAACUUGGAUUCAAAAAGCAACUGACCAAAGAGGAAAAGAUAGAGAAAAAGAAGCAACGUCUUGCUGCUAUUGGGGAAGAUUUGUUAGCCAUUGCAGCAGAUCAACCUUUCCGAUUUCCAGCUACAUUCACAUUUGUUGUAAGAGCGUUUUCAGUAUUGGAUGGCAUUGGGAAGGGUCUUGAUCCUCGGUUUGAUAUUACUGAAAUUGCAAAACCCUAUGCGUUAGAAUUGCUGAAAUUUCGUGAAGCUGGUGUUGAAGUUAUCUUAAAGGAUUUCAGAAACAGAUGGGACCGGCAAUCCCGUGCAUUCUACAAUUUAUUUAGACAGGCUGAUAGAGUUGAAAAGCUUGCAGAGACUAUCCAGCGAUUGGAGCAAGGUGAUUUGAAGCUUCGAGUUCGAACCUUGGAGUCUGAAAGAGCAUUUCAACGCGUUGCAGCUGUUCAGAAGACUGUGGGGAGCGCUGUAGCUGCUGGAAGCCUGGUUAACCUUGCAACAAUUUUGUAUCUCAAUUCUAUUCGAACGCCAGCCAUUGUAGCAUAUACUGUCUGUGCGUUCUUCAGUUUCCAAGUUCUCAUCGGAAUCAUAAAGGUCAAAAAAUUAGACGAACGGGAAAAAUUCAUUACAGGCACUGCUUAGCCAUUUGACUCACAGCCAGCUGCAAUAAUGGAAGUUCAUCUCAUCCCACACUCUGGUUACAACGAAACUUCACAGCCUCUAAAAAAGAAAUAAAGAUGAGAUCUAAAUACGUUCCUCAACAUUAAACCAGGGCAGAACCUCUGAACCUGGAUAUGCGUUUGAAGGGUUAAACACGACAAAACUAGGAACUUUUGUUAUUGAAAUAGAGUGAAUUCUUGAAAUGUAGUAAAUGAGUGUCUUAAGGCCUUAGUGUAGAGUUUUAUAUAUCUAACAAUCCUGUGGCCAGGUUUGGCAAAAUUUGUGUAGCCACACCCAUUGUUAUUCUGCAAAAUGAGUUGUCCAUGAACUCUGUAUAAUGUUGUAAUAGGUUUUUUUUCCUUUU